UGAUGACCUCUUCUUCCAUGAUCAUGUACAGCAAGUGCCACUAUUUCGACCGAUCAACCACAUUCCUGAACCUCGAGGCUCGUGGUAACGAGAAAAUGAUAUUCCGGAGUCUUGGAAAUUCGUAGUGUCCUUGGGAUGUGGAGUGCAGGGGAAGAGAAGUCACAAUAGAAGUAAGUAUUGGGUAUGAACAUGACUACGAGAACAAGACACGACUUGAAGCCAAUACGGAUGAUCCACAUCUAUUCCAACCUUACGGCCUUCACCUCUUCGACUAUAUUGUAUCACGGUCGUCAGCAUCGGGAGUAACACGAACACCACAGCAAAUCACAUUCCACAUACUUACCCCGCCCAUCCUCAACUCAAAGAUUCACCUCAUACACCGUACCCCUCGGCCGCCUGCGGAAAACUUCCAAGCCCACUCGGCGCACGGCAUCAACAAAAGCACAAGAACCGUACGCUGCUACUGGUUUUUGGGAUUUGUCCAUGUAUCCAGCUUCAGUCAACAGCUGGCUCUUCCACAGAACCAUGGUGGACAAGUACCUCAAAAAUCGCCUAUUUCGACCAUUUACUAAGGGAUGGGAAAAUGGUUCAGACCUAUGUUGUACCGCCCUGCGUACUGAUAGAAAGCUGCUGCGGAGAUACGUCGUACAUUCUGAGAAAAGUUUGGGUCUGUAGCGGAGAUGUCCCGGAAGGUUCGGAUCGCAACAACUAUUCUUUUUGAAACCAACAUCGCCCCCUUUCACCCCUCUGAUUACAUGAAACCGGGCUACACUCUCCCUUGUUGCCUAUUUGGCUGGUCGAAGUAAUCGCGUAUCGUCAGCAAGCGUUUGUUCAGAUCUGCUUCCAUUCGUUAUGAAGGUUCAGGUCGUGCUCCAGUAGAUGAGCCAUAACGCAUAAUCUACUGCGAUUCGUUGACACACGGGCUCACAAUACCGAUCGAAAUCACGAGAGAUUGUGGAAGCAACGGCUAUUAUGUACUCGAGUUCAAAUUAAUCAACCGUCUUUCGGGCAAUAUCGGAAACGGUUAACUCGGAUGUUGAAGAUCCUCCUGGAUGACUCGCAAUCCCGAUUCAAACGAUGGGCCCUUCUUUGAAUCCUAGAGCAAUGCUGUGUACUCGAGUCACUUCAACUGCGAAGAUCCCGCUGGAGAGUAGCCAUAAUUAUCCGCCAAGGGUUGAUACAAAAACGGGCACUUGUGGUACACCUAUAUUCGCAGAUCUAACUCUACUUUCAGAAAUAUGGGCCCUUCUGUUUUAAUUGUCGGUUCAGGGCCGGCAGGUCUCGUAUUAGCCUUGACACUGCUCCGAAAUGGCGUUCCUGUAAGGAUCAUCGAAAAGAAUGACGCCCCUUUUGUCGGGCAACGGGGAGCAGGUUUAAUGCCGCGAACUCUAGAAAUGUACAAAUUCCUUCAAAUUCUUCCUCAAGUUGAGGCCAAGUGCACCACGAUACUAGGCUUCCGUAUGUACACAUCUCCCGAAGGCGACAAACCAGUCAAGGAAAUUCCCCUUGUUGAGGAGUUAGAGGGGAAGUCUCAAUAUUAUCGUAUCAACGCCACCUCUUUUGGACAAGAUGAACAUCAAGCGUUCCUAAUCGAGCUCAUAGAGAAGGAAUACCCUGGAACUCGUGUUGAAUUUUCAACUGAGCUCACCACGUUUGAGCAGCACGGGGAUGAUGUGGUAGCGCACCUCUACAAGAGCAAGAGUGACGAGACCGAGGUCACCAAUUUCGACUUCGUCGUAGGAGCUGACGGAGCGCAUAGCACAGUGCGCAAGAAGCUUGGUCUGACAUUCCUGGGGGAAACUUAUUCUGAAAACGAGCUGGCUAUCGGGGAUAUCGAGAUCACGAAGGGCUACGAUCCUUCUCAUUCGAAAUCUUGGGGUUCUAUGGGUGAUAAGAUGCUGGCUCUACGUCCGUAUGAGAGGAAUGGCAAAGAUUUUGGAUGGUUCGCACUCGGGGGUGUGAAUGUCGACAUUCAAAAGGCAGCGAGCGAUCGUGGUCAUCUUGUUCAAGUGUUCUACGACAUCAUUGGGAAGAAGAACAUCCAGUUUGGAGAGUUGAAGGCGUCGGCUGCCUGGCGAGCCAACGUACGUAUGGCAGACAAGUUUGGUGAGGGCCGGGUUUUCGUCACUGGAGAUGCUGGCCAUGUACAUAGUCCGACCGGUGGACAAGGCCUUAAUUCUGGUAUUCAAGAUUCGGUUAACCUCGGAUGGAAACUCGCUCUGGUUCAGAAAGGUCUCGCUCCGAUGAACCUGCUUGAUACUUACACGACAGAGCGAAUCCCAGUUAUCGCUUCGAUGCUCAACAAGACUACGGAUAUCAUGCACAAGACGUUUAACAAAACUCGGAAUGCUGUGGGAGAGCUAGGUUGGGUUCGUGGAUGGGAGAUCCGACAACUUGGGAUUAAUUAUCGCGGAAGUCCGAUUCUUGUCGAUGAACGAUACACGGAUUCAGAUGAACCUGUUGAUCCGUAUCGUUCAGGGCUAGAUGAGACUGCGCAUGCUGGUGAUAGGGCACCGAAUGCGCCGGGCUUGGUUGUACCGGGGAAGGAGGGGAAGAUUGAUUUGUUUGAUGUUCUGGAUGUGGUUUCUCAUACCGUCAUCGUCUUCGAGCCGGAGCCGUCGCCUUCGUUGGUAUCCAGGCUCAAAGAGGAGGUUGAUGGCUUGGUGGAUUCGUACCCGCGAGGAUCCGUCAAGAGUGUCGCUAUCUACCCGCAGUGUGCUGAACUUUUGUCCCUUGCCGAGGAUGGUUCGGUGCUCGUAGAUGGCGAGGGUUACGCUCACGAGCACUACAAGGUUAAGCGGGAUGAAGCGAUCGUUGUUGUCGUCAGACCGGAUGGGUAUAUUGGAGCCGUGGUACGGGGUAGCUCCGGUGUGAAGGAAUACUUUACGCGGAUUUUCGUUAAUUAAUAAUUUACUUUUUUUUCUUGCAUCUGCCAGAGAAUAUCGGACCCCAUAUCACACAGAUUUAUGUAUAUAAUUUACUCACCUGGAUCCGUAUAAUAUUUAACGGAAUACUUUUCGCGGGAUUGCUG
Messenger RNA from Marasmius oreades (fairy-ring Marasmius), 3031 nucleotides. RefSeq lists its product as uncharacterized. The coding region runs from base 1239 to 2906 and encodes 555 amino acids. The transcript has 13 exons. The record is from RefSeq and is a predicted model, not a curated record. Gene Ontology annotation, molecular function: FAD binding. NCBI's taxonomy places the organism in Eukaryota, Fungi, Basidiomycota, Agaricomycetes, Agaricales, Marasmiaceae.